Messenger RNA from Girardinichthys multiradiatus, 4642 nucleotides. RefSeq names its product Golgi apparatus protein 1-like. Gene Ontology annotation, cellular component: Golgi membrane. NCBI's taxonomy places the organism in Eukaryota, Metazoa, Chordata, Actinopteri, Cyprinodontiformes, Goodeidae. The record is from RefSeq and is a predicted model, not a curated record. The transcript has 27 exons. Gene Ontology annotation, molecular function: fibroblast growth factor binding. Bases 52 to 3477 code for a protein of 1141 amino acids.
GGAAGUGAAGCAGUCUUGUUGUAUCAGGUCUAACUUGACAGUUAUGUGAAGAUGGCGGCACAUAGUCGCUCACCGCCGCUGGCUCUGCUAUUCUGCUUUCUGUGUCUCUGGAGCUCUCUAAGCGUCAUUGGCCAGAAGUUGGCGAACGACCCGGCCUUGCCGCCCGAUGUCAGAGCCGUCGACCCCCUAAGCAAGGAUGCACCUGUCGCCGCCGGGGCCUCUCAGCCGCGAAGGGCGAGCGGCUGGAAGCUGGCGGAGGAGGAGGCCUGUCGGGAGGACCUGACCCGCCUCUGCCCGAAGCAGACCUGGACCAACAACCUGGCCGUUCUGGAGUGCCUGCAGGACCGCAGAGAGGAAAUUGAGCUCGCACCCGACUGCAACCAUCUUCUAUGGAAUUACAAGCUGAACCUGACAACUGAUCCAAAGUUUGAGUCUGUGGCCACAGAGGUCUGCAGGAGCACCAUCCCUGAGAUAAAGGAGUGUAACGAGGAGGAGCGAGGGCGGGGUUAUCUGGUGUCCUGCCUUGUGGAUCACAGAGGCAACAUCAGCGAGUACCAGUGCAACCAGUACAUCACCAAGAUUACCAGCAUCAUCUUCAGCGACUACAGACUGAUCUGUGGCUUCAUGGAUAAAUGCAGAGAAGAUAUAAAUAACCUGCGCUGCGGCAGCAUCAACAUAGGACAAAAGGAUGCUCACUCCCAAGGUGAGGUGAUUGCCUGUCUCGAGAAGGCCCUGGUGAGGCAGGCGGAGCAGCAGGACCGUGUUCAUCCAAUCAGAGAAGAGUGUCAGAAAGCAAUCCUUCGGGUGGCGGAGCUGUCGUCUGAUGACUUUCACCUUGACAGGCACCUUUACUUCGCCUGCCGAGAUGACCGGGAGAGAUUCUGCCAGAGCGUUCAGGCAGGAGAAGGAAAGGUCUAUAAGUGUCUGUUCAACCAUAAGUUUGAGGAAGCCAUGUCUGAAAAGUGCAGAGACGCCCUGACGACCCGACAGAAGCUGAUCUCUCAAGAUUACAGAGUCAGUUACUCUUUGGCCAAAGCCUGCAAGCUAGACCUGAGGAAGCAGCGCUGCAGUCUGGACACCAGCCUGCCACGAGCCCGUGAAGCCCGACUGUCAUACCUGCUGCUGUGCUUGGAGGCUGCUGUGCACCGAGGUCGUCCAGUUAGCGGAGAGUGUCAGGGGGAAAUGUUGGACUUCCGGCGGAUGCUAAUGGAGGAUUUUUCCUUAAGUCCAGAGAUCGUUCUUCACUGCCGGUCGGAGAUCGAGGCCCAGUGCUCCGGUUUGCACCGUAAGGGCCGCACGCUGCACUGCCUGAUGCGACUGGGCCGAGGCGACCGCAACGGCGCCGUCGACAGCAUCUGCCAGAGCGCACUUCAAACUCUGAUCCAGUCUGCCGACCCUGGAGCCGAUUAUCGGAUCGACCGAGCGCUCAACGAGGCCUGUGAAUCCGUCAUCCAGACCGCCUGUAAACACAUCCGCAGCGGAGACCCAAUGAUCCUCUCCUGCCUGAUGGAGCACCUGUACACAGAGAAGAUGGUGGAGGACUGCGAGCAUCGCCUGCUGGAGCUGCAGUAUUUUAUCUCCAGGGACUGGAAACUGGACCCGACCCUGUACAGGAAGUGUCAGGGCGACGCUGCUCGACUCUGCCACACUCACGGCUGGAACGAGACCAGCGAGCUGAUGCCGCCGGGAGCCGUUUUCUCCUGCUUGUACCGCCACGCUUACCGCACAGAGGAGCAGGGACGGCGGGUAAACCCAGAUGAGCAGUUGUCUCGAGACUGUAAAGUCGAAGUUCAGAGGAUUCUCCACCAGAGGGCGCUAGAUGUGAAGUUGGACCCAGAGCUGCAGAAACGCUGCAUGACUGACCUGGGCAAGUGGUGCAGCGAGAAGACGGAUACAGGACAGGAGUUGGAGUGUCUGCAGGACCAUUUGGAGGACCUUGUGUCCAGCUGCAGGGAGGUUGUCGGCAACCUGACAGAGCUGGAGUCAGAGGACAUCCAGAUUGACGCCCUGCUGAUCAGAGCCUGUGAGCCCAUCAUUCAGGCCCACUGCCAUGACGUAGCUGACAACCAGGUCGAUACCGGUGAUCUGAUGGAGUGUUUGGUUCAGAAUAAACACCAGAAGGAGAUGAACGAUAAGUGUGCAGUUGGUGUCACACAUUUCCAGCUGAUCCAAAUGAAGGAUUUCCGGUUCUCAUACAAGUUUAAGAUGGCCUGCAAGGAGGACGUUCUGCGUUUGUGUCCGAACAUCAAAAAAAAAGUGGACGUCGUUAUUUGUCUCAGCACCACAGUGAGGAACGACACGCUGCAGGAAGUCAGAGAGCAGCGGGUGUCUCUGAAAUGUCGCAAACAGCUGCGGGUGGAGGAGUUAGAGAUGUCCGAAGACAUUCGGCUGGAACCAGAGUUGUACGAGCCCUGCAAGUCCGACAUUAGCCGCCUGUGUCCCAACGUGGCAUUCGGAAACGCUCAGAUGAUUGAGUGCCUGAAGGAGCAGAAGAAGCAGCUGAGUCAACGCUGCCACCAGAGGAUCUUCAAGCUGCAGGAGGUGGAGAUGAGCGACCCAGAGCUCGACUAUCAGCUGAUGAGAGUCUGCAAACAGAUGAUUAAGCGUUUCUGCACUGAAGCAGACGCCAGGAAUGUCCUUCAGUGCCUGAAGCAGAACAAGAACAGCGAGCUGAUGGACCCCAAGUGUAAACAGAUGAUUACUAAGAGGCAGAUUACCCAGAACACAGACUACAGACUGAACCCAGUGCUAAGGAAAGCUUGCCGAGCCGACAUCCCAAAGUUCUGCCAGUCCAUCCUGAACAAAGCCAGCGAGGACAGCGAGCUGGAGGGUCAGAUAAUCGCCUGCCUCAAACUCAAAUACGCCGAUCAGAGGUUGUCUCCAGAUUGUGAAGACCAGAUCAGAGUGAUUCUCCAGGAGUCGGCACUCGACUACAGAUUGGACCCACAGCUGCAGAUGCACUGCUCAGAUGAGAUUUCCAGAUUGUGCGCGGAGGAGGCCGCUGCUCAGGAGCAAACGGGUCAGGUGGAGGAGUGUCUGAAAGGCAACCUCCUGAAAAUCAAACUGGAAGCCUGUAAAAAGGAAGUGCUGAAUAUGCUGAAGGAGAGUAAAGCGGACAUAUUUGUGGACCCAGUGCUCCACACGGCCUGCGCUCUGGACCUCAAACACCACUGUGCUGCUAUCACACCUGGCAGGGGGCGACAGAUGUCAUGUCUGAUGGAGGCGCUGCAGGAUAAGAGGAUCCGUCUGCAGCCGGAGUGCAAGAAAAGACUUCAAGAUCGCAUAGACAUGUGGGGCUACGCAGCAAAGGUGGCGCCAGCCGAGGGCUUCUCAGACCUUGCCGUACAAGUGAUGAUAUCGCCCUCCAAGAACUACAUCCUGGUUAUGAUCGCACUGAGCGUGUGCGUCCUGUUCCUGGUGGGGCUGCUCUGCGGUCGGAUCACGAAGCGAGUGACGAGGGACAUGAAGGACCGGUAGAAGUUCGAGCUUCAGAAAGAACAGACUGCUCGCCCCCUCCUCUUCUUCCUCCUCUGUCUCCCUCAGCUGCCUGGUCUGAAGUUAACAGUGCCAACACCACAUCCGAACCCCCUCCUCUGUAGAAAACCAAAUGCUUAAGCCUCCGUUUGGACUUCUUUGAACUCUGAGUCCGGAUCGUUCGAGACAAUGCCGUUCAGUAUAUUUAAACUUCUAGAUGAACGCUGUUGCUGUGACCAAGGACUGCUGCUUCUGGACUGUUUUCUGAUAAUUCAGUCCUGAUGAUUUAUUUUGGUAUAUUUCUUGCAAACCUUUCUUUGACAGCUGCUGCAUUAUUUGCAAACGAAAAAGUUUUGAGGCAAAUUAGCUGUUAAACUCUGAGGUGAUCCUAUUUGUUUUGAAGGACAUCUCAUAAGUCAUGAAGCUCCAUAGAUAUGACCUAUUUGUAUCAGUGACUCCGAGCCGGCCUUCAUGAACAACAAGACUCUGUUUGAUUUAAUAUAAACACUAAUUUCAUUGCACUUUUUUACUUUAAUGUCUAAUUUAUUGUUGAUGAACUGAUUUGCAGAUGAUGCACUUUGUUUUGAGCGUGUGGGAAUGUUUCUUCUGCUGAUCCGGAAGAACAAAAACUCUGAAAGGAGAAAUUUCCUAAUAGGAGUGGAAUAUCAGAAGUGAACCAAAAACUAGAUUGAAGUUUUUAGAUUUUCACCAUAAAACUAAAUAUUUUAACCCCUCAAUGAGCUCCUAAUUGAUCCUUUUAAGUGAUAGAAACAGCCUGGAUCUGAUCAAGGCAAUGAAAAUGUAAAAACAUGACCUAAGUAAAUGUUUAAUUUGCUUGAAUCUAAAUACUUGUAGCUAAUAUUGGCUUUUUUUUUUGCAUUAAUUUCUCUGAGGGAUUAAGUGAAUGUGUAGCACGUGGGCUGGUCUUUAUUCCCAGAGGAAUUUCCCUGAAAUAGGAAAGCUGGUUGAAUAUCAUCCAGGUGGACGCGAAUUCUCCGUCGUUUGAUAAAGAGUUUUGUCUUUUAUUCUCUGCUUGUACAGUUAAACGGUGUGCAGCUUUUUUUAAAUAUGCCAUGUAAUAUGGAGAACAGAUUUAUUAUUGUGAUGUCUGAUUUUGCUGUACAGAUUCAAGUUGUCAGUUUAAUAAAAGAUGUCUGCAGUUUUCAGA